Molecule: messenger RNA, 1619 nt
Organism: Phialemonium atrogriseum
Lineage: Eukaryota; Fungi; Ascomycota; Sordariomycetes; Cephalothecales; Cephalothecaceae
Product: aldehyde dehydrogenase domain-containing protein
Exons: 3
Coding region: 89-1582 (497 amino acids)
Molecular function (GO): aldehyde dehydrogenase (NAD+) activity
Source: RefSeq, a predicted model, not a curated record
CCCUACAAGAAACCCCCCAUCCCCAGAAUCCAAUCGCGAUCGCAACACCUUCUAGCCCUCAAAACCGUGCUCAAGAUACCCGUUGAAAAUGUCGAAUCUCUCUAUCGAGCUCAAGACGCCAAUUACUGGCACCUACAAGCAGCCCACCGGCCUGUUCAUCAACAACGAGUGGGUUGAAGGUGUCGACAAAAAGACCUUCGAGGUCAUCAACCCCACAACAGAGGAGGUCAUCUGCUCCGUCAGUGAGGCCACAGAGAAGGAUGUCGACCUUGCCGUCGCCGCUGCGCGAAAGGCCUUCGAGGGCGUCUGGCGCGAGACCACACCCCAACAGCGCAGCAUUCUGUUGAUCAAGCUUGCGGACCUGGCGGAGAAGAACCUGGACCUGCUGGCUGCUGUCGAGUCUCUCGACAAUGGCAAGUCCAUUACCAUGGCACGAGGCGACGUUGGGGCCGUCAUCGGCUGCAUAAGAUACUACGGAGGGUGGGCGGACAAGAUUGAGGGCAAGACUCUCGAUGUUGCUCCGGACAUGUUCCACUAUACGAAGCAGGAGCCUAUCGGUGUCUGUGGCCAGAUCAUCCCGUGGAACUUCCCUCUUCUCAUGUUUGCCUGGAAAAUCUCCCCUGCCCUUGCCACCGGUAACACAGUUGUGCUCAAGACCGCCGAGCAGACCCCGCUCUCUGCUCUCGUCUUCGCCAACCUUGUCAAGGAGGCGGGUUUCCCUCCCGGUGUUCUAAACGUCAUCUCCGGUUUCGGCAAGGUUGCGGGAGCCGCUGUUGCCUCGCACAUGGAUAUCGACAAGAUUGCCUUCACUGGCUCAACCUUGGUCGGUCGGUCUAUCAUGAAGGCUGCUGCUUCGUCGAACCUGAAGAAGGUGACGCUGGAGCUAGGCGGCAAGUCACCCAACAUCGUCUUCAACGAUGCCGAUAUCGAGCAGGCGAUCAGCUGGGUCAAUUUCGGCAUCUACUACAACCACGGUCAGUGCUGCUGUGCCGGCUCCCGUAUCUACGUCCAGGAUGGUAUCUACGACAAGUUUGUCGCGGCCUUCAAGAAGAGGGCGUUGGAGAACAAGGUUGGAGACCCGUUCGCGGCCGACACCUUCCAGGGCCCGCAGGUCAGCCAGGUCCAAUAUGAGCGUAUCAUGGGCUACAUUGAGUCCGGAAAGCAGGAGGGCGCCACGGUCGAGACCGGGGGUGCCCGCCACGGCGACAAGGGAUACUUCAUCCAGCCGACAAUCUUCACCAACGUCACCCAAAACAUGAAGAUCAUGCAGGAGGAGAUCUUUGGCCCUGUCUGCGCCAUCGCAAAGUUCUCUACGGAAGAUGAGGUCAUCAAGAUGGGCAACGACUCCAGCUACGGCCUCGCCGCGGCCGUCCACACCAACGACCUCAACACCGCCCUCCGCGUCACCAAUCGCCUCCGCGCCGGCACCGUUUGGGUCAACUGUUAUAAUCUUCUCAGGCACGAGGUACCAUUUGGGGGCUACAAACAGAGUGGCAUUGGACGUGAAUUGGGAGAAGCCGCGCUGGCGAACUACACGCAGAACAAGUCUGUUGCUAUUCGGCUUGGUGGUGCGAUGUUCUAGAAUGGUCAUGGCAUUGGUACACGAGAAGCCAAAGCAA